This is a messenger RNA of Macadamia integrifolia, 1803 nucleotides long. Its product is annotated as E3 ubiquitin-protein ligase At1g12760-like. Lineage: Eukaryota; Viridiplantae; Streptophyta; Magnoliopsida; Proteales; Proteaceae. Bases 369 to 1535 code for a protein of 388 amino acids. The record is from RefSeq and is a predicted model, not a curated record. The transcript has 5 exons.
ACGUGUUCGUAAAACCGGUUUAUUGCGUUCUCUGUAUCUGUAGCAACCGCGCUGCAAGUGGCAUCACCUUUCCUUAUUAUAGCAAUAAAUGCUUUUGUCUUCCCUUCGAAAUCACCCGAACUGCACUUCCUCAUCGUAACCCACCCCCUAUGUCUAAAUUGGGUUGUUUUUUUUAGAUCUUCGUUUACCAGCCUACACUCUUCAACUGAUCUUUACUACUUCUCUGGAAUUUUUUUUUUUUAAUCCAUUCUGAGAAAUAAUUUCCCCCCUGUUGGAUCUUUAUGGAUUGAAUUCAAGUGGCUCGAAGAAUCGUUGGAUUGAUUUGGAUUAGGGUUUCAGCUUUGUGAAUUGAAGUGGGAAAGUCGGAGAUGGCGUCGACGAUGUCCGUGAGUCCCUCCCAAGAAAAUCUUGUAGAUUCAACACCUUUACUUGGGAAUUCUGGAGGAAGUCGGGAUGAUGAUCGAAGUCGUCGAUUUGGUCGAGGACCAAGUUUACGCGGAGCAGCUCGUUUCCUUCGUAGAGCGAGCAGUCGACGGAUGAUGAGGGAGCCGUCGAUGUUAGUGCGAGAGACGGCUGCAGAGCAGUUGGAAGAACGACAGAGCGAUUGGGCUUAUUCGAGACCCGUUGUUAUUCUGGAUAUCAUUUGGAACUUGGCGUUCGUAGUGGUCGCUGCUGCUGUUCUUAUUUUGAGCCGAAACGAGUCCCCUUCUAUGCCUUUGAGGCUCUGGGUUGUGGGGUAUGCUCUGCAAUGCGUGCUGCACAUUGUCUGCGUUAUCGUUGAGUAUAGGCGUCGCAACCCAUCCCAGCGGCGAUUAAUAUCCUCGGAGCGUAAUGGAGAUAGGAGUAGUGGGACUUUGAGCUCAAGCUCUCGGGAGGAUGCAGGGGACGCUGGCGAGUAUGGUGAGUAUGCCUCAGAGCCGCAUCAGGACGAGGAAGGGACCAGCGUUGCAAAGCAUCUGGAAUCUGCAAAUACGAUGUUUUCUUUCAUAUGGUGGAUUAUUGGAUUCUACUGGGUAUCUGCCGGUGGCCAAGAUUUGACUCAUAGUUCUCCACAGCUCUAUUGGCUUUGCAUAAUUUUCCUUGCAUUUGAUGUUUUCUUUGUCGUUUUUUGUGUGGCCCUCGCAUGCGUGAUUGGUAUUGCUGUUUGCUGCUGUCUUCCAUGUAUUAUUGCAAUCCUGUAUGCGGUUGCAGAUCAGGAAGGUGCAUCCAAGGAAGACAUUGAGCAACUACCGAAAUACAGAUUCCGGAGGAUUGGUGAUUAUGAGAAACUCAGUGGUGAGAUACAAGGACCUUUUGGAGGAAUAAUGACUGAAUGUGAUGCUGAAACACCUAUUGAACAUGUUCUUUCACUGGAGGAUGCUGAAUGUUGCAUUUGCCUUUCUUCCUAUGAGGAUGGAGUUGAGCUGCGGGAACUUCCUUGUGGUCACCAUUUUCACUGUACCUGUAUAGACAAGUGGUUGUACAUCAAUGCUACUUGCCCUCUCUGCAAGUACAACAUUUUGAAGAGUGGAAGCCAAGGUCGGGAAGAGGUGUAGUGAGUCUCAGCUGUUCCCAGCUUUGUAAGCUUCUCUUUUGAAUUAUUCUCCUCAAUUGUGCUUGUCAACUCACACUUGGGCGCGAUAUGUCAUAUUAUUGUUUCAAGGCCUGUGUGUAUACAUGUGUGCCAGUGUGUGUGCAAAUAUGCUAGUCCCUGUGUCUUGUCUCUUGCUUACAACUUAUAGUACAUAUUCGGAUGCUGAAGUGGCUGUGUAUAUGUUUUUUUUAAGUUACGAAGGAGUGAGCUUAUGAGACGGCUCUUUUUCA